UGUGCAUUCAACUACGCAUGCGUGCGCUGUCAUGUGGGACUCCUGACUGCACCCGGCUUGGGAAGUUGUGACAUUAUCAGUUACAGUUACUGGCGACGGUGUAACGACAGCGAUGUGCUGCUAACUGAAUCUAUUUUAGAGUGAAGCUGUGCGCGUGGACCCUAUGACGUAGAAGCCGAAGGGGCAACAUGACAGCUAACGAGGAUCAGGAGAUGGAGCUGGAAGCACUUCGCUCCAUCUAUGAAGGGGAUGAGUGCUUCAAGGAGAUCAGUCCAGUUUCCUUCCAGUUCAGGGUUGGAGACCUUGAGGACACAAAAGCAUUUAUCUUGGACAUCAGCUGGCCAGACACGUAUCCAGAGACGGCGCCACAAAUCUCCCUGGAUGCCUUUUUCAACAACAGGAUCUCUGCAGAGACGAAGCAGCUCAUCCUGUCAAAGCUGGAGCCUCAGGUGGAGGCCAGCCUGGGCUCUGCCAUGAUGUACACUCUGUUUGAGUGGGCAAAGGAGAACCAGGAGGAACUCAUGGAGAACCACAAGCCUGUUGUGACUGCUCUGCAGACCCUGACAUCCAACACUGAGGUGACGACUCCCUCUGCAGCAAAAAAAAGAGAGAAGAAGGAGCAACUGACAAAAGCACAGAAAAGAAGAAUGAUCAACAGAACAGACAAUAAAGGGGAGCUGCCAAGAGGCUGGAACUGGGUUGACGUGAUUAAGCAUCUCAGUAAAACUGGAGGAAAGGAUGACGACUAGCGCAGAAGCUGUCACACGCUUCAACUCCAAACUUGCUGCUGCUGCUGUGCUGCAGAUGCUUUCACAGUCAGCUGCAGUGGCGUGGGACACUCAGCUGCUGCUGCCAUAAACACACCCCAUCACUGGUGUUCCCGCUCCGGUCAGCAGGCUGCUCGUCCUCCAUCAGGGUGGAGCUUCACCUGCUCACACUCGCUGUCACUGCCAUGUUUUCAGUCUCACGUUACUCACUGAACACAUUAAUGUUGGAUCUAAACUAGUGUUCCGCUGUUACUUUAAGGUGCUGUGUGACUUUCUUAAAGAAUAGACCUUUUUAAUGCAACACAAAAUAGUACUCAUCAUUUUCCUGUUUUCUUUAUAAAUUGUAAAUCUGGAAAUGUUUAUAUAUAUAAAUAAACCCACGUUUUGUCAACUGCUUGUUCA
Molecule: messenger RNA, 1169 nt
Organism: Gambusia affinis (western mosquitofish)
Lineage: Eukaryota; Metazoa; Chordata; Actinopteri; Cyprinodontiformes; Poeciliidae
Gene: rwdd4
Product: RWD domain containing 4
Exons: 8
Coding region: 189-749 (186 amino acids)
Molecular function (GO): protein binding
Source: RefSeq, a predicted model, not a curated record